AUGUACCGGACGGGUAAGAGCUACCUCCUCAACAGGCUCGUCAGAGGUCCUGGUGGCUCCACUACUGUUAAUGAGGACCCACAGAAGGAGAAUAAGCUUCUGAACAAGUUGUUGAAACUGGGCAGGAAGAAGAAUGAUGCCGUGAAUCGACCUACUCCGGUUGUCUUCGAGACGGGCAACGAAGUGAAUGCCUGCACCCAAGGCAUAUGGAUGUACAUCUGCGAGGAGGAGCUCAAUGACAAGGUCGUCAUCUUCCUUGACUGUGAGGGUUUGGGCUCUACUGGUCGAGACAAGGCUUAUGACACUAAGCUCAUGGCCAUGGCCCUCCUUAUGAGCAGCGUAUUUAUAUAUAACUCUAAGGGUUGCCUGGACGAGGCGGCGUUCAACGGUCUAUCGCUUGUAUGCGAGCACGCUACGCAGCUCAUUAGGGAGUUCCAUACUGAGUUCGGUGGAGCGGCACCGGAGGGCGUCUUGUCUGCGUCCUUCCUGUGGAUCCUGAGAGACUUCGUAUUGGCAUUAGAGAACGAGA
This is a messenger RNA of Perkinsus marinus ATCC 50983, 529 nucleotides long. Its product is annotated as interferon-induced guanylate-binding protein, putative. The annotation marks the transcript as partial. Gene Ontology annotation, molecular function: GTPase activity; GTP binding. NCBI's taxonomy places the organism in Eukaryota, Perkinsozoa, Perkinsida, Perkinsidae. The record is from RefSeq and is a predicted model, not a curated record. The transcript has 3 exons.